UACAGCCGUUGGCGGUGUUUCAUCUUCUCUCUCUAGUUUUCACACUUCCUUUCCUCCAUUACUUACAACAGAGAAAGUAACUUCGUUCGUUCGAUUUCUGACCACCAAACAUGUCUCUGAGGCCGAGCGCGAAGACGGAGGUUCGUCGUAAUCGGUACAAGGUUGCUGUCGAUGCUGAUGAAGGUCGGAGGAGGAGGGAAGAUGAUAUGGUGGAGAUCCGGAAGAAUCGAAGGGAAGAGAACUUGCAGAAGAAGAGGAGGGAGUUUCAAUCAAGUCAACAACAUUCUUCAUCAGUUGGCUCAGUUCUCUCUGUUGACGGCAAAUUGGAGAAUAUACCGGGAAUGUUGAGUGGGAUUUAUUCAGAUGAUAUCAGUUUGCAGUUGACUGCAACUACUCAGUUCAGAAAAUUGCUUUCUAUAGAAAGAAACCCUCCAAUUGAUGAAGUUAUACAGUCUGGUGUGGUUCCCAGAAUGAUUCAGUUUCUUAUGAGGGAAGAGAUCCCACAGCUUCAGUUUGAGGCAUCGUGGGCACUCACAAACAUUGCUUCUGGAACUUCUGAGCACACUAAAGUGAUCAUUGACAAUGGAGCAAUCCCCUAUUUUGUGAAACUCCUGAGUUCAGCUAGUGAUGAAGUGCGAGAGCAGGUUGUAUGGGCGCUAGGAAAUAUUGCUGGGGACUCUCCCAAAUGCCGAGACCUUGUUCUUAAAGAAGGUGCCAUGCUCCCAUUACUGGCUCAACUGAAUGAGCACUCAAAGCUUUCCAUGCUAAGGAAUGCCACUUGGACUCUUUCAAAUUUCUGUAGAGGCAAGCCACAGCCAGAAUUUGACCAGUUGAAGCCGUCUCUUCCUGUUCUUCAAAAACUUAUUCACUCCAAUGAUGAGGAAGUUUUGACAGAUGCAUGUUGGGCUCUCUCGUAUCUUUCUGAUGGAACAAAUGAAAAAAUUCAAGAAGUUAUAGAUGCUGGUGCAUGCCCACGUCUGGUUGAACUUUUGAUGCACCCGACCCCAUCAGUUCUUGUUCCCGCUCUUCGUGCUGUUGGCAACAUUGUUACUGGAGAUGAUAUGCAAACACAGUUUAUCAUCAACCAUGGAGUAUUACCCUGCCUAGUAAAUCUGAUGACUGGGAACUACAAGAAGAGCAUUAAGAAGGAAGCUUGUUGGGCAAUUUCCAAUAUCACUGCUGGAAACAAGGAUCAGAUCCAGGUGGCAAUUAACGCCAAUGUAGUAGGACCUCUGGUUCAGCUGCUUCAAACUGCUGAAUUUGAUGUUAAGAAAGAAGCUGCCUGGGCUAUUUCUAAUGCCACCUCUGGUGGCACACACGACCAAAUAAAGUACCUCGUGGGUCAAGGAUGUAUCAAGCCAUUGUGCGAUCUUCUUGAUUGCACGGAUCCUAGGAUUGCUACGGUUUGUCUGGAGGGGCUUGAGAAUAUUUUGAAGGUUGGAGAAGCUGAUAAGAAUUUAGGGAUUAAUGGUGAAGUGAAUCUUUUUGCAACAAUGAUUGAUGAAGCUGAAGGGCUGGAAAAGAUUGAGAAUCUUCAGAGUCACGAUAAUAAUGAUAUUUACGAGAAGGCGGUGAAGCUUUUGGAGACGUAUUGGGCGGAGGAAGAGGUAGAUGACGAAGAGGCGGCUGCGGCGGAUGGGACGAAUCCAGCUCAAGGAGGAGGGUUUCACUUUGGAAGUGGUCAGCAUCCUGCUGUCCCUAAUGGUGGUUUUAACUUCAACAACUGAUGGAGAGGAGAGGAGAAGAGAAGAAUAAUUGAUUUUGGCUUUCUUUUUGGAUCAGGCAGACAAAAACAGUUUCUUGAUGGGAUUUUGAUUUUUUUUGGUACUUUUUAUCCCAAAUAUCUCAACUUUUAAUUGCUUUUAUUUUAUUUUCUUACAAGCGGUAAAACGACUCCAAAUCUUAAUAAGGUUUAAGUUUUGUAGAAUUUUUACUUUUUAAGUUA
Impatiens glandulifera is the source of this 1945-nucleotide messenger RNA. Its product is annotated as importin subunit alpha-1a-like. Gene Ontology annotation, cellular component: cytoplasm; nucleus. Lineage: Eukaryota; Viridiplantae; Streptophyta; Magnoliopsida; Ericales; Balsaminaceae. The record is from RefSeq and is a predicted model, not a curated record. The transcript is spliced from 9 exons. The coding region runs from base 111 to 1727 and encodes 538 amino acids. Gene Ontology annotation, molecular function: protein binding; nuclear import signal receptor activity. Gene Ontology annotation, biological process: NLS-bearing protein import into nucleus.